AUGCUCUCGGCCCCGACCGUCUUCUCCAUGUCUUUCGUUGCUGAUGCCGGCGGGUACAUAACGGUGAGGUUCAUGAUAGGGUUCUGCCUGGCGACUUUUGUGUCAUGUCAGUACUGGAUGAGCACGAUGUUCAACGGUCAGAUCAUAGGUCUAGUGAACGGGACAGCGGCAGGUUGGGGGAACAUGGGCGGUGGGGUCACACAGCUGCUCAUGCCGUUGGUCUAUGAGAUCAUUCGACGGUCGGGAUCCACUUCCUUCACCGCGUGGAGGAUGGCUUUCUUCGUCCCCGGAUGGAUGCAUAUCAUCAUGGGGAUCUUGGUCUUGACUUUAGGACAAGAUCUCCCUGAUGGUAAUAGAAGUACACUUGAGAAGCAAGGUGUUGUUACUAAAGACAAGUUCUCAAAGGUUUUAUGGUACGCGAUUACAAACUAUAGGACAUGGGUUUUCGUGCUGUUAUAUGGAUACUCCAUGGGAGUUGAGCUCACAACCGAUAACGUCAUCGCCGAGUACUUUUUUGACAGGUUCCAUCUCAAGCUUCACACGGCCGGUAUAAUUGCGGCAAGCUUUGGUAUGGCAAACUUCUUUGCGCGUCCUAUUGGUGGCUGGGCCUCAGACAUAUCGGCUAGAUACUUUGGCAUGAGAGGCCGUCUUUGGACCCUAUGGCUCAUCCAAACACUAGGCGGUUGUUUCUGCGUAUGGCUAGGCCGAGCCUCGACGCUUCCAACCGCAGUUUUCUCCAUGAUCCUCUUCUCACUCGGGGCUCAAGCCGCUUGUGGAGCCACCUUCGCCAUCAUACCUUUCAUCUCACGCCGCUCCUUAGGAAUCAUCUCUGGAUUAACUGGAGCCGGAGGAAACUUUGGCUCUGGUCUGACUCAGUUAGUAUUCUUUUCGACUUCCACGUUCACGACGGAACAAGGACUGACGUGGAUGGGGGUGAUGAUUGUUGCCUGUACAUUACCUGUCACUUUAGUGCAUUUCCCACAAUGGGGAAGCAUGUUUUUGGCUUCCACGAGAGAUGAAGUGAAAUCUACGGAGGAGUAUUAUUACAUGAAAGAGUGGACGGAGAAUGAGAAGCAAAAGGGUAUGCAUGAAGGGAGUUUGAAAUUCGCCGUCAAUAGUAGGUCGGAGCGUGGACGGCAAGUGGCUUCUGCGCCGUCUCCUUCUGCGGAACACGUUUGA
This is a messenger RNA of Thlaspi arvense, 1179 nucleotides long. NCBI's taxonomy places the organism in Eukaryota, Viridiplantae, Streptophyta, Magnoliopsida, Brassicales, Brassicaceae. The record is from the annotation of a GenBank genome assembly.